UUUUACAUUUUUUUCCUCUCAGUAUUCAAAGCCGGGUUCUCAAAUCUCAAUGCCACUGGAAGAUAUGGUCCAACAUCGCUCGGAAGUUACUACGCAGGUCAGGAUCAUGACGGACAAGUUGCUCUGUCCAGCGGUAUUCAACAGUGGACUGUACCGUACACUGGUGAUUACAGAAUAGAAGCAAUUGGGGCAGCUGGAGGGUAUGAUAAAGGGAUGUACAGCCCUCGGUACCGCGGGAGAGGAGCAAGAAUGAUUGGAACAUUCCGCUUAAACAAGGGUGAAGUCAUCCAGGUACUUGUAGGUCAAGAAGGAGGAAUAAACAAGAAGUCUGAUUCUUCUGGCGGCGGUGGAGGUACAUUUGUAGUGAGAGGAGCCAACACACCUUUAAUAAUAGCUGGAGGCGGAGGAGGGGUACAAUAUGUAUUUUCAAGAUAUAAAAAAUGUGACGCCAGCACAAGCACGACAGGGAAUCCUGGAGUCAGACCAUGGUCAAGAGGGAGCAACGGACAAGGUAAAAGAAUUUUUUAAUAAUCUUUAGCAUUUCAGCACUUAGGUAGUAAUUUAAAAAUUUCGUGCGAAAUGUUUAUUCUGCUAUAAUCUCACGAUAUCCCCAUCAAAAGUUUUCUAAUUUAAUUAAUACCAUGAUAUUUCAGGUGGUGGCGGUGGCGGGUUUUACUCCAGUGGAAGAAGUGGAAAGAAUUUCAAUGGGACCGAGGGACAUGGUGGGGAGGGUGGUAAGGGAUUUCUGCAGGGAGGGGUGGGUGGGAGAUCAGAGUAUUUCAACAUCUAUGGUGGGUUUGGCGGGGGAGGUGGAGCUGGGGGAUGGGGCGGAGGAGGGGGAGGAGGAGGAGGAUACUCCGGGGGAGGCAGCGGAUAUUCUGUUUUGAAUGCCUGUGGGGGUGGUGGCGGAUCCUACAAUGUUGGAAACAAUCGACAGAAUGAAUGUUGUCACAACAAGGCUGGCCAUGGUCAGGUGACCAUCAUGUUACUGUAG
Pocillopora meandrina is the source of this 994-nucleotide messenger RNA. The record is from the annotation of a GenBank genome assembly. Lineage: Eukaryota; Metazoa; Cnidaria; Anthozoa; Scleractinia; Pocilloporidae.